Penicillium taxi is the source of this 507-nucleotide messenger RNA. RefSeq lists its product as uncharacterized. The record is from RefSeq and is a predicted model, not a curated record. The coding region runs from base 1 to 507 and encodes 168 amino acids. NCBI's taxonomy places the organism in Eukaryota, Fungi, Ascomycota, Eurotiomycetes, Eurotiales, Aspergillaceae. The transcript is spliced from 2 exons.
AUGAACCUAUGGACAACGGCGGAAGGCCUGCUAUGCCGUGCUCAAGUUGGAACCACACUGGAACAUACAUCGGGGCCAUUGAUGGGAUUGAAAAAAGAGCCGGACCUUAUGUUUAAAAUUAACCGACAAGAUUACCCAAAAUUCGUUAUCGAAGCAGGGUGGUCUGAGUCCGCCCCUCUUUUGAUACAGGAUAAAGAUCUCCUUUUGAGUGGAGCCCAGGGUGACAAGAAGGUGGUUAUAACGGUCAAAUGGAAGAAAAACUCCCAGGGUCAAGUAUUAGGAAGCCUUAAGGUCUGGCGCUGGGGGGUGGCUGUCCCAACUGAAAUGACAAUAUUUCCACGGCCGCCGAAUGGACACCUGCAAGUCAUCAAUUUGACUCGUUUUGAAGUUUUUGGUCGAUCUAUAAUCCCGGGGCGCAAUCCCAACGAUCUUCUCCCUCUGGCCUUGGACGACUUGCGAUGCAUUGCAGCAGAUGAUCUGGCUUUGAUGAACUUGACUCACGUUUAA